UGAAGCAAUUCUGAACCCCCAUGAAAGCAAAGCAAGUCUGAACCCCCAUAAAAGCAAAGCAAGUCUGAACCCUCAUGAAAGUGAAGCAAGUCUAAACCCCUGUGAAAGCGAAACAAGUCUGAACCUCUAUAAAAGUGAAGCAAAUUUGAAUGCCUGUGAAAGUGAUGCAAAUCUGAAUUCCUGUGAAAGUAAAGAAAAUCUGAAUCCUUGUGAAAGUGAAGCAAAUCUAAAUUCCUGUGAAAGUGAAGCAAAUAAGAACCCUCCUGAAAGCAAAA
Molecule: messenger RNA, 275 nt
Organism: Cetraspora pellucida
Lineage: Eukaryota; Fungi; Glomeromycota; Glomeromycetes; Diversisporales; Gigasporaceae
Source: the annotation of a GenBank genome assembly